Messenger RNA from Oncorhynchus gorbuscha (pink salmon), 2647 nucleotides. Its product is annotated as synaptophysin-like protein 2. Gene Ontology annotation, cellular component: synaptic vesicle; synaptic vesicle membrane. The record is from RefSeq and is a predicted model, not a curated record. Bases 138 to 884 code for a protein of 248 amino acids. NCBI's taxonomy places the organism in Eukaryota, Metazoa, Chordata, Actinopteri, Salmoniformes, Salmonidae. The transcript is spliced from 6 exons.
UUGGAGGAGAAAAAAAAAGUUUGACAUAAAUUUCUGAAAUUACCAAGCAAGUCAUCCAAUUUCUCCCCCUACCAACAAUCGUCUAAAGAGAAAGUACUGCAUACUGUCCAAGAAAAUUGACUUGCGACAGUGGGACAAUGGACGGGAUAUCCCAGAACAUUCAGACUUCAGGAUUUACUCUGGAUUUGGGUCCCCUGAAAGAGCCCUUGGCAUUUAUUAGAGUGCUCGAAUGGAUCUUCUCCAUAUUUGCCUUCGCUACGGCGUCAGGUUAUGCCGGCGCUACGAGCAUCAAUGUGCAGUGCCAGGGUAGCAGCACCAGCCAAGAAAUCACUGCUGUCUUUAACUACCCGUUCAGGCUAAUGGCCCAUCCAUACAUCGUCCCCUCCUGUAACAACGACUCCAGCACUAUCCAGCUCUAUCUGACCGGCGACCACUCCUCCUCAGCCGAGUUCUACGUCUGUAUCGGGGUGUUUGCCUUCCUCUACAGCACCGCCAGCCUGGUGAUCUACCUGGGCUACCAGCACGUCUACAGGCAGACCAGCCGUGGCACCAUUGUGGACCUGCUGUUGACAGCAGCCUUCACCUUCCUGUGGCUGGUGUCGUCCUCUGCCUGGGGUAAAGGCCUGACUGACGUGAAGUGGGCUACCAGCCCCUCUAACCUGGUAGGCUUCAUCUCCACCUGCAAGGACGUCGGAAACAAGUGCACACCAGGAGCAGUGCCUCACAUGGGGCGACUCAACUCCUCUGUGGUCUUUGGAUUCCUCAACCUGAUAUUGUGGGGUGGUAACUGCUGGUUCAUCUUUAAGGAGACGCCCUUCCACAAGUCAGUCAACCCCCUUGGUGACGCCGAGGAGGGUUUAGGUGUCAGGCCCAUGACUUCCUAACUGAGCAGCAGUUCCCUGCUGUCAACGGCUACGUUCCAGACUGCAUACAAAGCAGUUGCACUGCGCAAAUUAACCAAAUUAACCAAAUUAACCAAAUUAACCAAAUUAACCAAAUUAACCAAAUUAACCAAUCUUGCGGGCGAAUCUUAACUUUGACACAUAUUUGCACUUUGUCUACCAUUGGCAUCGAUGCAUAUGACUAUGUGCCUUUGUGGAAGUGAAGAUUUGCCCCUAAUGUAUUUUCUGACUUGUUAAACACUUGUGUGUUUUGAGGUACGUUUUGAGAUUUUGUGUGUGUGCUUUUUGCAGCCGAUCUGUACCCGGGCCUGAAAUUCUCUCCAACCAAGUAGUUCCUACAUUAUACCAUUUUCAAAUGCCUUGUAAAGUCGCAUGUCUCAUUCGGUGUAAAACGCUGCUUAGAAAUUUCUUCUAGUAGGUUAUUAAGUUGGAAACUUCUUUCUUUUCAUGCAUUGACUGCGCCACGUUUAUUAUAACGAAAUGUUGAAAGUGGUCCAUUUUUAAGUUAUCUAAAUAGGUACAAAUACGGAAUGGGGAACGCCAUACAUUUAGGUCAGAACUAGUUUUGUUUCAUGCAGGUAAUUGUUUAGUUUAACAGUAUAUCCAACGAUCAAAUGCAUCCCUCCGUUUAUUCAAAGAGUCAAGACGUGUGAAUUUAUUUUGUUGAUUAGAAACAUUUUUUUUUUUCAUUUUAUGCUGUUACUUUGAGGAUGGUUUAGUGUUUUUGUUGUGUGUGUGUGUGUAUAUAUAAAAAAAAGCGGUGCUUAUAUCAACGUUACAACAAGAAUAACAAGCUGUUAUUCUCUCACUGCUUGUUAUUUGGCAAAUUAAAAUAAAUAUUCACUCCGUUUUUGAAAUGGUUUGACAUUUCAAGUGAUGCCAAAAGCCAGGGAUCAUCAACUAAUGUAGAUUCAGCUGCAGGCAGAUUUCUUUGUAUGUAAAAACAUUUUUUUGUGGAAGAGGAGGGGGGGGGCAGGAGACUAUUAAUUAAAAAUCAUUUAUAGACUGCAAGAAAUCCAAACGGAUGUAUUUGACUGAAACAUUACAAACCUUGUUUACAUUUGAAUUUCGAUCACAUAUCUCUCUGAUGCGUGGGACUACUUUGAAAAGAUGUUCAAAAUUAAAAGCACUUGGUGCUGAUUUGCUGUUUUUAUGUCCAACAAUUUAGAACAAUUGCUCAGUAAGCUUUGCAGGCCAAAUAACAUCAAUCUGGCCCGUAGGUCACCAGUUGGGGAACCCUGCCAUCAGCAAUCCUACAGUACUUCCUGCCAUAAGCAAUCCUACAGUACUUCCUGCCAUAAGCAAUCCUACAGUACUUCCUGCCAUAAGCAAUCCUACAGUACUUCCUGCCAUCAGCAAUCCUACAGUACUUCCUGCCAUCAGCAAUCCUACAGUACUUCCUGCCAUCAGCAAUCCUACAGUACUUCCUGCCAUCAGUAAUCCUACAGUACUUCCUGCCAUCAGUAAUCCUACAGUACUUCCUGCCAUCAGCAAUCCUACAGUACUUCCUGCCAUCAGCAAUCCUACAGUACUUCCUGCCAUCAGCAAUCCUACAGUACUUCCUGCCAUCAGCAAUCCUACAGUACUUCCUGCCAUCAGCAAUCCUACAGUACUUCCUGCCAUCAGUAAUCCUACAGUACUUCCUGCCAUGUCUUUGAAAUGUGCCUUUUUUUCCCUCUGUUGUGCAGCAUGGUUUGCCAUAUUGUUUUAACAAUGUUGUACGAAAAUAAAGCCACCAAAACUCC